GUUGCUCUCUAUAUUUCUGCCCACCUUUGUCGUCGCCCACCCCCCUUUCUUAAUUACCAUCUUCCCCUCCUCUUCUUUGCCUCUACUACUUUGCCCCAUUCAUUAUAGCUCAUUUGGGUGCCACGCAUAGUCUUCAUCCAGUGAACGGAAGGCCCUCCGUCCAUAUGGCCUCGUUCUGGCAUCGGUCGUCUGUCAAUCGUCAGUUCUCUUUCUCGUGAAGACCAGAAGCUCAACAACCGCCCGUCUCCAGCUGGAAAGGUUCCGCUCAUUGCCUGCAUUCAUAGAAAAAAGUGAUAUGGGCCAGCGGCCUUGGACUUUGCCAGGGUUUCCUUGAAAGACCUAAGCGGUGUGACACGGAGCUGGAAAGCAAGCUAAAUUGAGCCGUGUCGAUCUCAUGUCUGCGAUCGUUGUGAUGCUCUUGCCUAUUUUUUUCACGUCGGAUUAUCGUACAACGAAACCGCAUGAGUCCAAGUGACUUGGACUCGAAAAAGACGGGAGCACCGAGAUAGCAUAUUCAAACAUCCGACUGCCAUAAUAUCAUUUUAAACGGUUGUCAAUCAUUCAUACUCAUCUAGUCAACGGAGUGCAAUGUCGGUGAACCGGCCCUCUCGCGCCACGGACGAUGAUAUAAGAACUACCAAACUUCCCAGUGAACUGGCAUAUACAUCGGAACAGUAUCCGAUCGAUCAGCGACUGAAACGUCUCAAGGAAGACGUUCUUCCUCUUUAUCCUUUUCUCCUAACUGUGCCUACCGAUGUGCCUUUCCGCCUUGGGAGUCGCUUCGUCAAUAAUUGGGCUGUGGGUAAUGACGGUCCAUUUGCACCAGAAGAGCAUCAACUUCAGUAUAUGACCUUCUUAACACAUCACGAAGGGGACUCGUUACUGGUGGCUGUUGGUGAUUGGUCAGACGGGACUGGAAACGUCAUGUCCGACCAGCAAUCUGGACUCCAGGGUGCAGCAGGCACUCCAUUGAGCGGGCCAGUCAAGAAAAAGAUUAGUUUGAACGACUAUAGAAACAAAAGAAAGACAGGCGCUUCAGCCUCGCCCGUUGGCCAGGAAGCUUCUAGCCACCAUCUCUCAAUGGACUAUGUAAUUGAUGACAGCCAAAGAGCUCCCAAAGUCGGCCCUGCUGGAAGCAAUUUGCAGAAGUCCUCUGAUAAAAUUACGGCUUCACGUAUUUCUAUUCGAGCUGGUUCUGAAGCCCUGGAACGCAAGCGGCCCGCUGAAUCUGAAGCGGAGAACUCCAGGCUGCAGGAAAGGAAGGGUGUCGAAAUUGGAGUCUUAAAGAAACCGAAACUCUCCGCCGAAGCAGCAGAAGCAGAGUUCAAUAAGCCUGGGCGCUCAAAAGCUAAUGGCCUCCCAACUCUCUUGUCACCUACCCUUCCGCCAACUUCAAGCAGCCCUAAACUUCCCAGGCUCUUAUCACCCACCCUCCCUCCAAACAUAGAGAAAGAGCUCGCUAGACUUGGUGAGGAGACGCUUGUCUCAGAUCCUACGCGGACGAAAAACGCUCCCAAUGGUGAUGCGUUGAAAGGCAAGACUCAGAAAGCAAAGUCCUCUGAUAUCGGCACAUCCAGCAUAGAUUCGAUCUCUGUGGUUGGCCGUCAGAGUUUGCGAAGCAAACACCCAAAUUCAGUCGCUGAUAAGCGUCCAUCUACUACUCAAGGCUCUGUGGCUUCUUCCUUCUGCGAAACUCCUACCUCCAACUUACGGUAUCAAAUAGAUGACAAGCCCAACAGCCAUGAGAAAUCAGCGAAACCGCAAUUGCUGAUGAAACUCAAGUAUGGCAGAGCAAAUAGAAAGCGUGUUGAAGCUCUCCUUAAAUUUUCAGGGAAAAGGAAAAUGGCGCCUCCAGGCUCACCUGCAAAGAAUAUAGCUGACCCCGAUUCCACCCUGAUUAAGAGGUCCAACGAAACUAUUACAAAGACUACGGCCUCGGACAACUCCAACUCUAGAAUAUACCGGCCUGAGGGGAAAGCAAGGCAUGUUCCGAGCAUCCAAACACCUAGGAAUGCGGGCUCUGAAAAACCUCGAACCCCAGUGUCUUCUACCCUUAGUGCGAUAACACACAACCAGGAGAAAACAAAACAAGCCUCUGUUACGCCUGUUAAAGAUCCCAAAGACUUAACUUAUCGUUCGGAGAAUGUUGAUAACGAUGGUAGAACGCUCUCUCAGCCGACAAUCAGAUAUCAACCAGGCGAUGCGGCCACUGGUGUAAAACAAUCACUGUCACAAGUGAACCUUCAGUCAAACGCGUCACGCAAUGGUGAGCGCCGAGCUUGGAAGGAUGAAUAUCAAAAGUACGGGAAUUUAGGGCGGGAAUUAAAACAUGCCGCGGAACGACAUACCACCAGAGAUUUCGUGACUGAUGUUGAUGAGAAGCUUGCGGCUGCUACUGCUAUUGAAGCUAUUCUCUGUUUUAUUCUAGCCUUUGUUGCUGACGAUCAAUCCAAAACUUUGUCUCGUCAGAUUAGCGACUCAUCGUCUUGGCUAUCUAUACUCGCUUAUUGGCGUGUGGUAAAAAAAAAUAGCGCCCCCUUUCCACAGCUUCAUAGCCUUUGUUUGAUUCUUGGUGCUACAUCCUAUGAUGCUAUCCAUGCGCUUGAUCUGGAGCGGUUUGCGGUCACUCCUCUGCCAGGGGAAAACACCCCUGUGCCGACACCCGGUAGUGAUGGAAAUACUGUUGUAUCCGAUGAAAGCAAAAAGAACCGAAGGGAAAUACUAGAGCUAAAGAGUCGACUGCCUGAAUGCUACAAAGAGUCCCAGAGGCUAUGGCUUGAAGGCUCACAGGGACUUUCAGAAGACGUUCUUGUUCAUGAAUUUCCUGAUACUUGGUCCAGGCGGUCUAGGAACUUUUCAGAACAAGGGAAGCAACGGCUCAAGCCUGGUGACUAUUCUGGUGAGUUUUUCCUGCCUUUAGGAAGAAUGACCACACCAGUAGAAACUGUCCGAUUUGGUUACUCAAUACUAAGAGAGUGGUGCAAAAAGGAAGGUGUGGAAUGGAAUGGCCGGCUUUGUUUAUAAAUCUCCACCUUCUCAUCGCACAAUCGUUUUCUGCACAUUUCGAAUUUUCAUCAUUAUCUGUUAGUUGUCCUGUUUCUUCCAGCGGUUUGCGUUGGCGUCAUUGGAUUUGGAGAGGAAGUCGCGUACAAAAGUCUACUUCUACCUGUUAUUAUAGCAUGAUACCAUGGGUUAUAUCCCUUUGUCAUAGAGGCCAUAUAUAGUUUUGUCUGGUUCUUACGGAUAUGGUUCUGCAGUCCAUAAAGUAGUGUUGAUUCUAUCGGUCAUGAUCUUUUUUU
Messenger RNA from Aspergillus caelatus, 3299 nucleotides. RefSeq lists its product as uncharacterized. The record is from RefSeq and is a predicted model, not a curated record. The transcript has 3 exons. Lineage: Eukaryota; Fungi; Ascomycota; Eurotiomycetes; Eurotiales; Aspergillaceae. Bases 589 to 3024 code for a protein of 811 amino acids.